Molecule: messenger RNA, 7380 nt
Organism: Esox lucius (northern pike)
Lineage: Eukaryota; Metazoa; Chordata; Actinopteri; Esociformes; Esocidae
Gene: syt10
Product: synaptotagmin X
Exons: 7
Coding region: 80-1777 (565 amino acids)
Biological process (GO): regulation of calcium ion-dependent exocytosis; regulation of dopamine secretion; cellular response to calcium ion
Cellular component (GO): membrane
Molecular function (GO): clathrin binding; calcium-dependent phospholipid binding; phosphatidylserine binding
Source: RefSeq, a predicted model, not a curated record
UGGAUAUGGAUGUGGAUGCCUCGUGCGCUCUGAUCUUUGGCGUGGAGAGGCUGCACUCAGCGGCGCACAAGGUGGCCAAAUGAAUCACAGCCCUCCAGGCUCGUCCAGCGUCCAAUGGCUUAACAGGAAAGACAUGAGUGUCCGAACGGAGGAAAGCAUCAGCUUGUGCCAAAGGGCCCUUCAGAUCGUUACGGAACUCUGUCUAGCGGGCCAUGUCGAUCGAGAGAAAUGUUCGGAUAUAUUUCCCUUGGAGAGCAACAUACCAGGUAAAGGGAGCAGAGACAUCUCUGUCAGUCUCCUUGCUGUCGUCGUCGGUUUCUGUGGGCUCGCCCUGUUGGUAGUCUCUCUCUUUGUCUUUUGGAAGCUGUGCUGGCCCAUCUGGAGAAGCAAAGCACUGUCGUCCCAUGCCGACAAUGGUCACCGUGUCGGGUUCCCAGAAGCCCCUUCACCAGCCCUCCCGCCCAUCAUACCCCAUGAAAAGAUGGCAGCUGUGGAGGGAGAGAAGAAGCCGACUGUGCCAGGGACAAAGGUGAAUGGGCGUAGCAGCUCUAUCAAGCUUCUGGAGGCAGCCAUGAAGAUCAGCCAGACAUCCCCAGAUAUCCCUGCAGAGGUGCAGAUGGCCCUGAAGGAGAGGUUUGGCCAGCAGGCUAAAAUCCAGAGGCAGACAACAGAGCCCACCUCCUCCUCCAGGCACAAUUCAUUCAGGCGCCACCUGCCACGGCAGAUGAAUGUUACAAGUGUGGACUUCAGCAUGGACGCGCUUCCCAUCCGCCAAUCCUCCACAGUAAGCAUUGGUCGCAUUAAGCCUGAGCUCUACAAGCAGAAGUCAGUCGACUCUGAGGAUGGAAACAAAGAGCCUGUGGAAACUUGUGGGAAACUGAGUUUCUCGCUUCUCUACGACUAUGAGGAACAGGCACUGGUGGUCACAAUCCUUAAGGCUCUGGAACUGCCAGCCAAAGACUUCACUGGCACCUCUGACCCUUAUGUCAAGAUCUACCUGCUGCCCGAUAGAAAAAAGAAGUUUCAGACACGUGUCCACCGCAAAACACUUAACCCCACGUUCGAUGAGGCUUUCUGCUUUCCUGUGGAGUACGACCAGCUGUGCAACCGCAAACUGCACUUCAGUGUCUACGACUUCGACCGAUUUACCAGCCACGACAUGAUCGGUGAGGUGGUGGUGGACAACCUUUUCGAGCUUUCCGACCUCUCAAGGGAAGCGGUGGUGUGGAAGGACAUUCACACUGCAACCACGGAAAGUGUGGAUUUGGGGGAGAUCAUGUACUCUCUAUGCUACCUGCCCACUGCAGGACGGAUGACCCUGACCGUCAUCAAGUGUCGAAAUCUAAAAGCUAUGGACAUUACUGGCUCCUCAGAUCCCUAUGUAAAGGUUUCUCUGCUCUGUGAUGGACGGAGACUGAAGAAGCGGAAAACCACCACCAAGAAAAGCACACUGAACCCGGUGUACAACGAGGCCAUCAUCUUUGACAUCCCCCCGGAGAACGUGGAGCAGGUCAGCCUUUCCAUCAUGGUGAUGGACUAUGACCGGGUGGGUCACAACGAGGUGAUAGGUGUAUGUCGGACAGGGCCAGAUGCUGAAGGUCUGGGGCGGGACCACUGGAACGAGAUGCUAGCCUACCCACGCAAGCCUAUCACACACUGGCAUGCCCUGGGAGAGGUAGAGGACUGUUCACUUUUUUUUCUCAAAUGGCCAGGAAGAGCAACGAGCUUCGAGAGCCAGGGGUCCUGUCCGUCCCCCAAACGUCCACUGACUCCGUAGGGACACAAAGGACCUGUUUGACCUGACUGCUGAUGAACUGGAUUUGUACAGCUAUAGUAACAACAAUGUUGUCCCAAUCCUUGGCUGAAAAAAUAGCAAAGCACUCUCCCCCCCCGUUUCACUUAAAACCUAAUGGAUGGGGUUGAAGAAAUUGUUUAGUUUAACUUAGUCCAUCAGGCAUUUAUAAGUUAUAUUCUCUAUAUAUCAUUAAUUUAUAAGUGCAAAAGUCUAAGUAACAACUGAGGAUUCUGUCGGUAAAGACAUUUCCAGGGUCAACUUCUGAAUCAUCCAGGUGACACCAUCUUAGAAGGCGUUUAAUUAUUUAUUGUGUUCUACUGUAAGUAUCCAGGAACGCUGACAAUGAAGUCCUUCUCAUCUUUGAUCAGAUUUUAUUGUAAUUGACACAAACAACAUUGGCAAUUAAGCUUUGAAAUGAAACUUUUGAAAUGAAACUUUGGAGAAUCAGUGAUAACCCAAGGGGGAUCGAUCCCAAAAUCGGGUUUGUGUCUUGAAUAAUGAUAUCACAAUGCAUUCUCUAAUCUACUGUCCUUACUUCAGUAAUCUUAAUCACAGAACAUACAGUAUUGUAUUGCUGUACUAGAUUAGAAAAUGUUUUGUAUUCUUACAGAUUCACACAAUAUUGUGAAUCUGUAAGAACACGCAACUCAGAUUGAACAGUUUGAACUAUCAGAAUGAUUUUUCCCUUCCUGUGCAAGCUGCUUAGUAUAGAAUGAGGGAAAACAUUUACUUGACCUCAGAAGAGUUUUAUGUAUUCUACAUUGUGAAAGAAAAGCAUCAUAUCAGAUGCAAUGGCAUUGUACUUUCUUACAGAAUAGCAUAAAAAUACAGCUAAACUUUGUACAAAACCUCAACAUGUCAGGACCUAAAUAUGGGAAAGCUAAACAUUAUGCAAAUCUUUGGCAAAAUGGCAGUCCGUUUGACUAGUGAGGCUCACUAUAGCUUCCAGCUCCUACUGGAAUGGUUGUAGAUACAUAGCGUCCUGUCAGUCAGCAACUACAUGUUGAGUCACACUGGGCAAGUCAGGCGAUAUUGUUAACAUUGGCCAUAACAAGCAGCUGUAGUACCAGAACUUAGAUUUUUUGUCCGAAAUUAUUUUAAAAUUGCAUUAGUAUUGGACUAAGGUGGUGCUUUAACUGGGGUGGGGAUUGAGUUUGCUCGGGCCAUUGCUCAGUAAUGAUAAUGAAAACAAACUGUCAAAACCUGGCCACAAUUGACACAUGAAACAUUUAUCAUUUUCAGUUGGCAAGCAUACUGUCUAAUUUUUCACCAGACAGAAUAUUUAAAUAACUGGUGCAGUCUUAAAUAAAAGGAUUGGAAUUGACACAAGUAUUAUUACUACUGGAUUUUGUAGUAGUCCCACCUAGCUAUCUUAAGAGAAAUGCACUAAAUGUAGGUCGCUCAGGAUAAGAGUAUCAGCUAAAUGACUGUACAAUUUGAAAUAAUUGUGUUGAAAACAUCCUCACACACUUCAGUUGACACAUAUUUAAUACUUAAUGUGGCAACUUCACAGGUUUUAUUAGUACAAUUUCAAACCAAGUUAGGCAAGUUUUUGUUUGGGGUUGACUGAGAUUAGAGCAACAGUAGCCAAAUAAUGUAGCAAUGUGCUUUCAAUUCUCUUGUUUGAAAUGAUAGAGAAGCAUUGAUGCAACACACGAUUGAAAGUAUAAGUUCUAUUUUAUGUAAUUACAUUCUUAUUUUUUAAAGCUAUUAAAACAUAACAGACUAAAAUCUAACACAGCUGCUACACAGGAGGUUGGAUUAACUGGAAUCCAAGCUCCUGGCUAGAUUCCACUAAACUAUAUAACCUUGCACAGUUUUUACAUUUUGCUGCUUUAAAACCUCCAUGCUGUCUUUUCAAUUUUAUUUUAAAAUCCUGACUGUAUGUUUAAUAUAUUACGUGCUUUUAUCUGAGCCUCUUAUCACACUUGGUCUGUGGACUUUAGGAAAUAAUCUCCAUGCUCAGGCCUGAAUUGGUUGGUCUAGUGCCCACCCCAUUACACAAAGGAACAGUCAUUUGUCUACUGAUGCGGUGAAGAGGUCACUGGAAAGCAAUAGCCAGCUGAAGGCCACACAUCCUGUGUAGGCAGACAUUAGACAUUGCCUGUUUAAAUUUGGGAUGGUUUUUCCCCUUUGAUUGGUAAUUAUACUAAGGAAAUGCAUGGUGACUUUAUAGCCUGGAGGUGGUUGAAAAAGCCAGAUAUUUGGCAAAACCGGAUGAAGUGGUGCUUGAUGUGUCCUUUUACGAUGGAAAACCUGUAGAAAUGAUCCAACUAAAUGGCCAGAAGUGACUUACCCUGGCAUCUACUCUUAAUUAAAUCUCUGGGUAAGUUAUCCUAAUUGCAUCCCUGUAGUUUCAACAUUCUCUAAGCUGCUUUACUUUGUUUGCCUUAAAACCAAAUUAAAAUAUCAUAUUACCAUAAUAUAAUAAUUUAGGCAGAGGCUAAUGUAAACAGAGAGACAGACCACGUGAUGUAACAUUAAUAAUUUACUGUAGCUAGCUAUUUCACUGUAGUUUACUGUAACAAUCUAUCUAGCUAAUGUUAGCUAGCCCUUUUAGGAGGAGCAUUGCUAUUCCUUAAGUGCCAAAAACUUGGUAAGUUUAUAGCUGAACAAAUGUGUAGCACUAUAGUUUCAUCAUUAAGACUUAAGACUCUUAAUGCUAUUUUUUUUUUUUUACUGUUGUCAUGGACCUACACAUCCUCUUCAAUGAAAAGUUACAGGUCUUUUGUUAGCAGGUUGUUUAACAUCGUGAAACUACAGUUGCUGAGUUAAAGUGAAGCUGUCCUGGAAAGUAUCAGACACACCCCAUCUCCUAUUUGCUUGUCGUGAAGGGUAAAAUAGCAAUUGCUACUGCCUAUUGCAACUGCAUUCCAGGCUGUGUAAUACACAGGGCAACAGAAAAUAAAUUGUGUGCAGGUUAAUAUUUGACUCAUCCGUUGUCAUCAAAAUAUACAGUCAGAAGAACCAACAGGUACAGAAGCUUUGGACAGUCUAGGGCAAACAUCAUGACCAGGAUGCAAGUGACACCAACGUUGCGAUCGAAGCUUGGGCCGUGCAAAUGUGAACACUUCAAAACACAUCUACGUGGAUCAAAAAUGUCAAUCUCACAUCAACUCAGAACAAAAACAGCAAAAACAGGAAUCAGGAACAUCCCAAAAUCAUGCCAUUUGUGGAAGCGUUUUUACGAUGGAUGUGUCCUGUGAUUGUUGUGGACAACGAGUUCUGGAGGCCAGAUUACCCUACAAUUGGGGACAAGCCCCAGACUGGACAGUUCAACUGUGGUUGCAGGACAGCAAGGGGCACCUAGAAAGUGGCACACCUCUCCAUUCUUUCAACACACAGGUAGGAUCCUAUCACAGUAUUUAAAACAACCUAAUGAAUAUGCCAUAAUAUUAACAGUGUCUGGAGGGUCUCAUGGACCAAUAUGGAAAAACAUUAAGUAAUAAUUAAUGCUUUACUACAGGUGAAGAUGCAGAUUAUUUUUUCGCAAGGCGGCAUUGGGAUUUCAUCACCGGGAAUCUACGAAACUGCGUGAUCUUCAAAGUCAACAAAGAUUAUGAUUUCAUCGGUCAUUCUAUCAAGAUAAUGACUGUCUUAUGGGCUAGGCACAUUUUCCCCGGAUUGACAAAGACACAGGGAUGUACAGGUGAGUGCUACAAAGGUAUAAUUUAAUUUAAAUUACAAUUAUUUGAUCAAGACUUGGAAAAUAACGUGCCAAAAUAAAACCCUACGUACAUCAAGUAGUCAAACAUUGCAGAGAAUCAAUAAAUUAUUUUUAAAAAAAAGAAUAUGUGUGCGUUUGUUUCAAAACAUUGUCAGGGCCUGACUCCAACCCCAGUGGUGAUGAAAAUACAGGAAGCAUGACAGGCCACAGUAUUGCAGGCAUCAGGGCCGCAGUGGCAAGGAACAUCCACAACAGUCCAGGAAGUAGCAGUGCAGUGAAACAGUACUGUAACUGACAAGGGCUGCCAGAAAUGGGAAAUCUUUAGACUAACAAGAUUUGCCAGUUACAGCAUUGCACUUGCAGUCUGAUAACAUAUGAUAGUAAACGCCUCAUAUUGAUGAAAAUGGCGUUUCAGGGCGACAAAUAUCUGGUUUUCUAUUGAAAGAUGGGGAAGUGAUCAGUGGUCUUCACAAAUGGUUCCAUAAACUAAAUUAAAGCUACAGGCAAACUAAGACUUGUGGUGGGGGAAUCACUUUUGGUCUGGCCAUCACUUCUGGCUGGUGUUCAUGUUGGGGAAUUUCUUCUGGUUGGUAAUAUUGGAUCUUGGGGCUUCCCUCUGGUGGUCCCCCUUCUGGUGGCCAUUUUUUAGGACAGUGUUUGCAUUUUUAUCUUAUUAUUUAUCUUUUAUUGUUGUAACACUGGACAAUGGAGGGACUAAGCUGGGUUAAUGCAACACAUUGCUCUUAGAUCAUGCAACAUAAAACAAUGUAGCUAACAAUACAAUACAGACAUGUGCAGUUAACAUUACUGAUAAACAAUGGUCUAGAUUCCAAUCUGCUAGCUACUUAAUUUUUUUUGUCAUAUGCCUUCACACAUUUAAAUAUACUAGCUAAACCAAACGUUAGCAUCUCCAUUUGGCUCAAUGGCAUAAUGUAGCUACUCUAAGUGCUACUGUAGCUGUAUGAGUGCUGAGUGACACUGCAGUCUUAAAAACUGAACAGUUAGAAACUAAGUUUGUAAGUUGAAAUCUAGUUUAUCAUGUACUAAAUAUAUCUAAUAUCUAAAUAUUGUGUUACUGAACAUGACCUGUUUUUAAAUGUUUACCUAUACACACUUGCUGCAGGGACCCCAGAUAAUGUCUAAAAGUGGGAGUCUAGUGGCAACAUUUGCCCCCACAUUGGAUGUGGCUUUCAGCAUUCUAUUUUGUUUCAAUAAACUCUUUACUGUAUCUUUUAAAAAAGAUGUGACAAGAUCCAUCCUACUUGGCAGAAAAAAAGAACAUGUAAAAUUGGGCAGCAAAAUGUCAAGACUGUUCAAGCGUUAUGUAGACUUAAACUGUCACCUAUAACAUUAUUGCUUGAAUACCACAAAGUGUAACAAGACAUUUGGAACUCAAUUCCAAUUCACUCCACUUCUAGCCCAGUUUGUAAAAGCAUAGUGUUUCGAACACCAGUGUGGUGUGUUCUGUUCCUGCAGGGGUCAAGUAAGAAAAAGUAUGAAAAUAUAAACACUAACUACUGUAAGUCACUCUGUCUCAGAGUGCCUGCUACAUUCAAUGUAAUUUGUGACAAGAACGUAUUGAGCUAGUUUUCUUCUGUAGUGAAUGUCACUUCUGAACAUGGCCCUCAUGUGCAACAUAACAUUGCAAUAUUGUGAUUAGAGGCGGUUUUCUUUUUUGGAAGGCUUUCAUGUUACCUCGGAAGGUGCAACAACUGAGACAUCCACAAGUUCAUACUAUAAAAUUGUUUUCAGAUAAUACUAAUCUUGUAAAAAAAAGUGUUAAUCUCAAUUAAUGUCCUAUAGUGUGAAUAAACCAUAGCGCUCUCUUCCAGACAUCAAUGCAACCAUUAUUUAUUUUAUUUACCAUUUAUUUAACCAUGAAAUCCUUCGAGACCCAGAGUCUCUUUUAUAAAUGAGU